AGUCCAGGCCAGAGGCGACGCUCCCCUUCCAGCUGAAGGAUGGUUGUGCUAAGGCAGUUCGGGCUGCUUCUCUGGAAGAACUACAUUUUGCAGAAGCGACAGAUUCUGGUAACGCUCAUAGAAAUCUGCUUGCCACUGCUGUUUGCCGCCAUCCUCAUUGCGCUCCGCCACCGAGUGCACUCGAUCAGCCACCCCAAUGCCACCAUCUACCCCAGCCAAUCUGUGGACGAACUGCCGUGGUUCUUCCACCGCUGGCAUCCCCGUCCCUGGGAGCUGGCUUACGUCCCGUCCAACAGCACGGCCGUGAGGCGCAUCGCCGAGGUGGUGGAAAAGGCCCUGCAUGUCAAUAUCAAAGCUCACGGCUUCCCCUCGGAGAGGGCGUUUGAGGACUACAUGAAGUUUGAUAACCGCUCGGGGAACGUGCUGGCUGCCCUGGUUUUCAAGCACCACUUCAAUCAGAGCCAGGACCCCCUGCCGCUGCAGGUUAAUUACCAGCUGCGCUUCAAAUACAGCCCUCGGAACGCCCCCCGGAGCGAGCAGACCGGCCUGAACCCCAACCUGGACCGCGACUGGCACACCAGCUACCUCUUCCCGUUGGAGUGUCAAUCCCUCAGGGCGGGUUUGCUAGAGGCCCCCGCUGAGGCCCAGCCCAGUUGUGCUGAACAGCGCAGGCAUGUUCUGUCUGUACAGCGUCUAGCGCUGCCGGGUCCUGCCCCACAGCCGAGUUCCCGCUCGUUAUGCUCACACACGUUGGCCUCUCGCCGCAGCUGGUGCUGUGUCCUGCAGUGCCUCACGCCUCGGCACGGGCUUUCUCCCGCAGGGUACCUCCGGGAGGGGUUCCUGGCCGUGCAGCAUGCUGUGGACAUAGCCAUCAUGCAGUACCACGCCAACGCCUCGGCCGCCGGCCUGCUGGAGGGGGUGACGGUGGCCGUGCGGCGCUUCCCCUACCCGCCCUACGUCAACGACCUCUUCCUCCUGGCCAUCCAGAACCAGCUGCCCCUGCUGCUCAUGCUCAGCUUCACUUACACCUCGCUCAACAUCGUCCGCGCCGUGGUGCACGAGAAGGAGAAGAAGCUGAAGGAGUACAUGCGCAUGAUGGGCCUCAGCAACUGGCUGCACUGGAGUGCCUGGUUCCUCAUGUUCUUCCUCUUCCUCCUGGUCUCCAUCUUCUUCGUCACCGUGCUCUUCUGUGUCAAGGUGAGCCAGCAGGGGGCGGUGCUCACCAACAGUGACCCAACCCUGGUCUUCACCUUCCUGGCCAUCUUCUCCAUCUCCUCCAUCUCCUUCAGCUUCAUGGUCAGCACCUUCUUCUCCCGAGCGAACGUGGCCGCUGCGGCCGGGGGCUUCCUUUACUUCUUCUCCUACAUCCCCUACUUCUUCAUCUCGCCGCGCUACGACCUCAUGUCCCACAGCCAGAAGCUGGCGUCCUGCCUCAUCUCCAACGUCGCCAUGGCCAUGGGGGCGCAGCUCCUAGGCAUGUUCGAAGGGAAAGGUGAGUGGCAGGAACCCUCGUACUGGUGCGGGACGCCCCAAACCGCCCUGGGGAAGGAGAAGGAGGAGGAGGAGGACCCGGAGAAGGCCCUGAAGAGCCAGUACAUCGAGGAAGAGCCUGCUGAUCUGGUGUCAGGGAUCAAAAUAAAGCACCUCUCCAUGGUGUUCAAAGUGGGGAACAAGACCAGGGAGGCCGUGAGGGACUUGACCCUGAACAUGUACGAGGGGCAGAUCACAGUGCUGCUGGGACACAACGGUGCUGGGAAGACGACCACCCUGUCCAUGCUCACAGGGCUGUACCCGCCCACCAGCGGCCAGGCCUACCGUGAGCAGGGCCCCGUGCGAAGGGGCUGCCACCGGGGAGGGGCUGAGCCCGGCCCCGGGGGGAGCCCUGCGGGAGGGAUUCACUGGGAAGCGUGGGGGGAGGGAGGAGGGGGCGUGGCCUUCCCCUGGGAGCAGCGUGAGCAGGGCCCCGUGCGAAGGGGCUGCCCGGGUGUCCCAGCCCCUUUCUCGAGCGUUAACCCCCCCCCCUCGCCGCCAGCUGAAGGGCUACCCCCCGCUGAAGUGCCCGGAGGAGAUCGCCCGCAUCGUGAGGCUGCUGCGGCUGGGUCCAAGGCGCUGUCCGGGGGCAUGAAGCGCAAGCUGUCCAUCGGCAUCGCGCUCAUCGGCGACUCCAAGGUGGUGAUGCUGGACGAGCCGACGUCGGGGAUGGACCCAGCCUCCCGCAGGGCCACCUGGGACCUGCUCCAGCAGCAGCGGAGCAGCCGAACCAUCCUGCUGACCACCCACUUCAUGGACGAGGCGGACCUGCUGGGCGACCGCAUCGCCAUCAUGGCGCAGGGCGAGCUGCAGUGCUGCGGCUCCUCGCUCUUCCUCAAGCACAAAUACGGGGCCGGCUACCACAUGGUGAUGGUGAAGGAGCCGCACUGUAACCUUGGGGAGAUCUCCCGGCUCGUUUGUCAGUACGUGCCCAAUGCCACCCUGGAGAGCAACGCGGGGGCAGAGCUGUCCUUCAUCCUGCCCACGGAGAGCACGCACAGGUUCGAGGCGCUGUUCACGGAGCUGGAGCAGAAGCGAGAGGAGCUGGGGAUCGCUAGCUAUGGUGCCUCUGUCACCACGAUGGAGGAGGUCUUCCUCAGGGUCGGCAAGCUGGUGGACUCCAGCAUGGGCAUCCAGGCCAUCCAGCUCCCGGCACUGCAGUACCAGCACGAGCGGCGCUCCAACGACUGGGCCGUGGACGACUCCAGCAGCCUGAGCGGCAUGACGGACAUGACGGACGACAGCGGGGCGCUGAUCACGGAGGAUUGCUCCAGCAUCAAACUGAACACGGGGUUCUACCUGUGCUGCCAGCAGUUCUACGCCAUGUUCAUGAAGAGGGCCGUGUACAGCUGGCGCAACUGGAAGAUGGUGGCAGCGCAGUUCCUGGUGCCGCUGAUUUUCACCACCCUCGCGCUGGCAGUGGCCAAGACCUUCCCCGGGCCGCGAGAUUCCGCGCUGCUGAGGCUGACGCUGGACCCGUACGGCCGGACUGUCGUGCCCUUCUCGGCCGCCCGGGUGCUGGCAGACAACGCCCUCUUCCGGCUGCUGGCCGGGCCCAAUGCGUCCAUCACGGUCACCAACUACCCGCAGCCCCGGAACAUCACGGAGACAGCGAAGGACCAGCUCAUGGAGGGCCAGACGGGGUUUGCCAUCGCCAUCAACUUGCUCUAUGGGAUGGCCUCCCUGUCCAGCACCUUCGCGCUCCUGCUGGUCAGCGAGCGAGCCCUCAAGGCCAAGCACGUGCAGUUCGUCAGCGGGGUCUACGUGGCCAACUUCUGGCUCUCGGCCCUGGUGUGGGACCUCAUCAACUUCCUCGUUCCCUGCGCGCUGAUGCUGCGAGCCCUCAAGGCCAAGCACGUGCAGUUCGUCAGCGGGGUCUACGUGGCCAACUUCUGGCUCUCGGCCCUGGUGUGGGACCUCAUCAACUUCCUCGUUCCCUGCGCGCUGAUGCUGGUGAGUCGCCCCGAGGCGGGACCCGGGGAGCCCCUCGUGUCUACGGCCCCCCAUCCACGAGUGCUGGCAGGGAGAGACUGCGGAUUCCUUCCUUCUGCCUUGCACCGAAGGGCCGAUUCCUUUUCCCUCCCCGAGCUGGGAUCAGCCAGCUGGCUCCACCCGGCCGCUGCCCAGCUGAGCUCGUCUCUUGCAGAGCUGGGCCUCCUGGACCUCUCCAGGACCCUGGAUAAAAUCUUCCUGGUCUUGCCCAACUACUGCCUGGGCCAGUGCAUCAGCGACUUCUACCAGAACUACGAGUUCAUUCAGUUCUGCACCUCCUCCGUGGAAGCCAUCAUCAUCUGCAAAGCCUUCAGUGAGUGUCCGAGGAAGAAUUACUUCUCGUGGGAGACUCCGGGGAUCGGACAGUAUCUGACCUCCCUGGCUGCCCAGGGCACCGCCUUCCUCCUCCUCCUCUUCUUCAUCGAAACCAACCUCCUCUGGAGGCUGAGGACCGUUGUCUGCGGCGUCUGCCGGCGGCGGAAAUGGGCACUGCUGCUGAACAGGACGCCAGUGCUGCCGGAGGACCGGGACGUGGCGGACGAGAGGAAGAAGGUUUUGGAGUCCCCGCCAGAGCUGCUGUCCUCCCUGAGCAGCCCCCUGGUCAUCAAGGAGCUCACCAAGGUGUACGACACCCAGGAGUCCCUGCUGGCUGUGGAUAGGAUUUCCCUGGCGGUCAGCCAAGGCGAGUGGUUUGGCCUGCUGGGGUUCAACGGGGGCGUCCAGCAGCGGAUUGGCUACUGCCCGCAGUUUGACGCCCUGUUGGAUCACAUGACGGGCCGGGAGACGCUGAGCAUGUACGCCCGGCUCCGGGGCAUCCCCGAGCGCUACAUUGGCAGCUGCGUGGAGAACAGGCUGCGGGGGCUGCUCCUGGAGCCCCACGCCGACAAGCUAGUGAGGUCCUACAGCCGGGUCCGGGCCCAGCUGCUGCCUCCUGCCCACGGCCCCUGUCCCCGCAGCAUGGAGGAGUGCGAGGCCUUGUGCACCAGGCUGGCCAUCAUGGUGAACGGGCAGUUCAAGUGCCUGGGCAGCCCCCAGCACCUGAAGAGCAAGUUUGGCAGCGGCUACACCCUGCUGGCGAAAACGCGGGCGGAGGAGGAGGGCGACGUGCAGGUCUUCAAGGCCUUCGUGGAGAAGACGUUCCCAGGCAGCGUCCUCAAGCACGAGCACCAAGGCAUGGUCCAUUAUCACCUGACCAGCAAGAACCUCAGCUGGGCACAGGUGAGGGCAGAGCCGAGGGGUGGGAGCGCAGCAGGGAGUGCAGGGCCCUGCCUUGCCAGGCCACGCGCACGGCCACGGCCACGCCACUUACUGGGUGCGCUUAACGGCGCCAAGGAGAAGUUCCGCGUGGAGGAUUCCUCCGUCAGCCAGAUCUCCCUGGAGCAGGUCUUCAUGAGCUUCACCCGCUUCCAGCACUGCGCGGAGGAGCGCGGGAAGUGAGCGGAGCCGGCUGGGGGGGCUCAGCUGCCGCCGAGGCCCCGCGGCGCGAGACAGUAAUUCAAACGAUGGCGUGUGUCGUCAGUACGGUGUCGGUGUCGGGACGGGGGCUGUCUGCGCCUCGC
Molecule: messenger RNA, 5081 nt
Organism: Pelodiscus sinensis (Chinese soft-shelled turtle)
Lineage: Eukaryota; Metazoa; Chordata; Testudines; Trionychidae
Source: RefSeq, a predicted model, not a curated record